UUUUCUCUUGCCCCUCCGCCGCCACCUCUCUCUCUCCCUCUCCUCCUCUCAGCAAUGAAGCUCACCUCUCUGUUGACGCUGGCGGGCUUGGGCGCAGGGUCGGCCUUCGUGGCUCCCGCCACUGCCUUCCACGGCGCGGGCGUGACCACCACGGCUCCUCGAGGCAGCUCCUCUGCUUCAUUCCAGAUGAUGGCACGGGUGCCCUUCAUCGCAGGCAACUGGAAGAUGAACCCUCUGGACGUGGACAGCGCGAAGGACCUCGCCAAGUCGGUGUCGGAGGCGACUACCUCUGUGGAGGUGGAGGUGGCCGUCAUCCCGCCACACCCGUUCCUCGUGCCCGUGAAGGACCAGGUGGACGGCGUGGACGGCAACAAGGUCGCGGUGGGGUCCCAGGACCUCUACACCGAGGACGCGGGCGCGUUCACGGGGGCGUCCUCCACGGGUAUGCUCGCGUCCGUCGGGUGCGAGUACAUUCUGUGCGGCCACUCGGAGCGCCGAUCGGUGUUCGGGGACAGCGACGAGAUGGUCAACAAGAAGGUGCACAAGGUCCUCGACCAGGGGCUUAAGGCCAUCCUCUGUAUCGGCGAGAGCAAGGAGGAGUACGAGGCUGGCCUCAACAAGGAGAUCUGCGCCGUGCACAUUGGGAAGGGCCUGACGGGAGUGACGGCUGAACAGAUGGAGAGCAUCGUCAUCGCCUACGAGCCGACGGUAUACGAACUCAUGGCCUGCCCCGACAUCGACGGCGCCCUCGUAGGAGGCGCCUCGCUAGUGGCAGAGAAGUUCGCUCGCAUCGUCGGCUUCAAGGCCCCCGUCAGCGCCUAAAUAUGGCUUUGCUGGCUGGCAUGGUGAUUUUGUUGGGAGGAAAGCCAUUCGUUUCGGAGGAAAGCCAUUCAUUUCGGAGGAAAGUCAUUCGAAGAUAUAGCUGAUCGGUGGACCCGUCGCGGCCUAUUUUUCGUUGAAGAAACUCUGCAAGGAUUUUUGGGAAUGGACAGGGAGCCUCUGAUCCGGCGUGAUAGAUUUUUUAGCGUGUGGCGAGAGUUACACCAGAAGCUUCGGUGCAUUCGUGGUGGAACAACAAUAGACCUGCUUAUUUUGUUCGCCAGCUGCGGGAUCCAGAUAUGUAGAAGAAAGGCUAAUAGCUGUUGCUUGCACGCGCUUUUCCCGGGUAAACAACCGCUCGGACGAGUGUCUUCGCGGGAGUCUUUGGUCGGUUUUUUUUUCGGAACCCUUGCCGCCGGUGGCGCUCGUAGGCAUUGCAAGCGGCGUGCUGUGUCGUGCGCCCUGCCUGACCCCUACACAGGCCUCUCGCCUGUUUGCUCGGUCUGCGGCAUGCGUCCUUUGUUUCUUUUUUGGUUUGUCCCAAUGUUAGGAAAUUGGCGUGGUGAGUCCGGGGGUGGGGGGGGAGGCAUGCAGCUGUUAUAGAGGGAGGCAGCCGAUGUUCUGUUGGCGUUUUUCGGGUUCGACCUCUGCCCUCGUCGGGCGUGUUGAGCGCGUUUAGAAGGGUAGGGGAGGCCAGGGACUCCUAUCUUUCCAUCAUCUUCCCCACCCCUGUGCGCCCUAGCGCUCUGCAGUUUUGAUGUUCGUCGGCUCCGAACUCGCCGGCAGAUAUCAGCACUCGGGAAAGUGAACACAAAAUCAGGUAGACAAAAUCAGUCACGAACGAUGCAUUCACGCUGAUUUUAUUGUGGUUGCAUUUGAAAAAGGUUUUGUCUCCUCGGCGUCGUGGUGGCCUCGUCACACUUGAUGCCAGAAUUCGGGAUGGCGCCCCUCAGGGUUGGACAGAUCGAUCAGAGAACCGCGGUCCUUUACUCGAGAGGAACAAGACAACGGCCCAACCGGUGGUUGCACUUGUUCGGUCGUGCCUGCCUGGCUGCCUCCUGGCGAUCCCCCCAGCAAGUACGCCUACUGCCGUAGAUGCUGCUGUGUGCUACCCACCAACGCCAGACGUCGGCAAGCAGUAGAAGUUGUAGAAGAAUCGAGAGCGGUCAGGUGAGUCUUUGGGUGUUUGGCGCCGUUUGGCCGCACGGCAGAGAGAGGCACGUCGGUCUGAGCGAACGAGCGAGAACGAAGAAGAGCUACACGGCUCAGUACGUGGAG
Messenger RNA from Ectocarpus siliculosus, 2097 nucleotides. NCBI's taxonomy places the organism in Eukaryota, Phaeophyceae, Ectocarpales, Ectocarpaceae. The record is from the annotation of a GenBank genome assembly.